AUGAGGAACAACACCAUGGUGAGAGAAUUGACACUCUUGGGCUUGACGGGCAACCAUGAACUUGAAAUUAUCCUUUUCCUACUGCUAAUGGGGAUAUACCUUUUGACAAUAAUGGGAAACAUACUGAUUGUUCUAAUAACACUGGCAAAUCAACAGCUCUACACCCCAAUGUAUUUCUUCCUACGACAUGUUGCAUUUGUGGAGAUUGGGUUUACCAGUGCCAUUGUUCCUAAAGCUUUGGCCAACAUAGCCAUUGGCCAGAAGACUAUCUCUCUAGCUGGUUGCUUCACACAGUUCUUUCUGUACUUUGUCCUGGGAACCACAGAGUUCCUUCUGCUGGCAGCAAUGUCCAUUGACAGGUAUGUGGCCAUCUGCAACCCUCUUCGCUACUCUACCAUCAUGAACAAUCGGAUCUGCUCAUUGCUAGUGCUCUGGUCUUGGGCUGGGGCAUUGUUGCUGAUCAUCGUUCCUGCAGUUGUAUUAUUUCGGAUGCCCUUUUGCGGCCCAAACACCAUCAACCAUUUUUUCUGUGACAAUGGACCACUGAUGAAACUUGCAUGUGCCGACACAAGUCUGCUGGAGCUCCUCAGUUUCCUCAUUGCUGUUCUUUCUCUCCUUGGGACCUUAGCCAUAAACAUUGUGUCCUACAUCAAUAUUAUCUGCACCAUCAUGCGCAUCCCGUCAACCACAGGGAGGCAAAAGGCUUUCUCCACUUGUGCUUCUCACUUCACUGUGGUCUCCAUCACUUAUGGCAGUUGCAUUUUCUUGUACAUAAAACCAAGAGGGACCAGUGAUUUAGGCUUCAGGAAAGGGGUGGCUGUUCUAAACACUGUUGUCUCUCCUCUUCUGAUCCCAUUCAUAUACUGCCUGAGGAAUAAACAGGUUCAAGAUGCUUUGAGAGCAACAAUUAGACAGCUUGUUUCAUUUUGGAAGGGUGAUUCAGGUAUAUCAGAGCAAAAAAAUAAUACUAAACAGUAA
Messenger RNA from Podarcis raffonei (Aeolian wall lizard), 978 nucleotides. Its product is annotated as olfactory receptor 49-like. The record is from RefSeq and is a predicted model, not a curated record. Gene Ontology annotation, cellular component: membrane. Bases 1 to 978 code for a protein of 325 amino acids. Gene Ontology annotation, molecular function: olfactory receptor activity; G protein-coupled receptor activity. Gene Ontology annotation, biological process: G protein-coupled receptor signaling pathway. The transcript has a single exon. Lineage: Eukaryota; Metazoa; Chordata; Lepidosauria; Squamata; Lacertidae.